Acaulospora colombiana is the source of this 1383-nucleotide messenger RNA. The record is from the annotation of a GenBank genome assembly. NCBI's taxonomy places the organism in Eukaryota, Fungi, Glomeromycota, Glomeromycetes, Diversisporales, Acaulosporaceae.
AUGACUGGUGAACUGAUCAAGACCUUACUGGAAGGAAAUAUGAAGGAAGAGGCAGCUUUAGCUUCUCCUGAUCAAACUCGAGUCGUCGGUUCCUUUGAGGGGUCGCUUUAUCUAUGGGAUGCAGAUACGGGCAACAGAGUUGGAAUUGCACCUCUCUCUGGUCCGGGGGUUGAGUGUCUUGCCUUCUCACCUGAUGGUACUCGGAUCAUUUUGGGGUACGACAACAGUGGAGCAUUGGAGCUAUGGGAUAGUGCAAGCUUGAGCUGCAUAUUCAGUUGGAAAACCCAAGGCAGUCAGGUGACAUGCGUGGCUUUUUCACCAGAUGGUACUCGAGUUGUCUCUGGCUGUAACAGUGCAAGAAUGGAGCUUUGGGAUUCAGUCACAGGUUUACGCAUCAGAGCCAUGUCAAAUAGUCACACAGAAGGGAUCAGUGAUUUAGAGUUCUCGUCAGAUGGAAAUAAGAUUGUUUCUGGCUCUGAUGAUGGUACACUAUGCUUGUGGGAUGGGAUGGCAGGUGCAAGUAUUGGACCACCUCUGAAAGGCCACACAGGCUGGAUCAGUGUUGUGUCAUUUUCCCCUGACAACACUCGAAUCAUUUCUGGAUCAAUGGACAUGACAUUGCGAAUCUGGAAUGUGGCUACGAGUGGACGCACUGGGGUGAUGCAGGAAUGCCACACCAACUGGGUCAGAUGUAUUGCAUUCUCACCUGAUGGCACCCGGGUCAUUUCCGGUUCAUAUGACUAUACAUUAAGACUAUGGAAUGCAGAAACAGGUGCCAGUAUUGGCUCGGCGUGGGAAGGUCACACUGAUUCAAUUCAAUGUGUGGCCUUUUCACCGGAUGGAACCUGUGUCGUCUCCGCAGCAUACAACAAUCCAUUGCAACUUUGGGACGUGGCGAGUGGUGUCUGCAUCAGACAGUCGGCAACAACUCUAACAUAUGUUCAUCUCAUUGCAUUUUCACCUGACGGCUCCAGAUUCAUUUCUUAUGGUAACAACUAUCCCUCAUCAUCCUUGCAACUAUGGGACCUCACCUGCAAUCCCAUUGGAGCACCCUUCAAAUGCAGUUACCUCAAUGAUCCCACCAUCACAUUCUUUCAAGAUGGUAUAUCAUUUUCAACAGGGACAGACAAAACUUUCAGAAUCUCUGACAAGGGAAUCAGGAGGACACAGUCUCUGCCUCCAACAGGAGGGCAGAGCAAACAAAAAGAUCUUAGAAUAAUGUACAAAGAUGGAUAUAUCACCAUGAUAGAUGCACCACGCCACACUUUUAGGCUUCCAGCAAUGUGGACGGUGUAUGAACAGGCUGCUCAUCGAGCGAAGAUUGCGCUUGGGUUCGAUUCAGGACAGUUCAUGAUUGUAGACUUUUCCAAAUUCUUAAAAUAG